GAAGUAGCAAGGGCAUUCGCCUUGUUUGACAAGGACGGGACAGGCCGCAUCACCAUCGAGGACCUGCGGCGUGUGGCUGAGGAGCUGGGCGAGGAUGUCACGGACGAGGAUCUGGUGGACAUGCUGGAGGAGGCCAACCGGCACUACGACGGGCGCAAGGAC
Molecule: messenger RNA, 162 nt
Organism: Protomyces lactucae-debilis
Lineage: Eukaryota; Fungi; Ascomycota; Taphrinomycetes; Taphrinales; Protomycetaceae
Exons: 1
Molecular function (GO): calcium ion binding
Source: RefSeq, a predicted model, not a curated record